Coccidioides immitis RS is the source of this 968-nucleotide messenger RNA. RefSeq lists its product as uncharacterized. The record is from RefSeq and is a predicted model, not a curated record. Lineage: Eukaryota; Fungi; Ascomycota; Eurotiomycetes; Onygenales; Onygenaceae. The transcript is spliced from 4 exons. Bases 89 to 685 code for a protein of 198 amino acids.
GUGAGAAUCCCGCAGCGAAGACUUCCAAGUACUCCGUACCUGCGUGUGGAAUGCAGUCCCGCCGGAAGCUGAUAGAUAAGCACUGACCAUGAGUGGCACGCCGGGCUCCAAUGGCUCCCAUAGUCCCGGGCUAUUCAUCCCGGCGGUCAAAAUCGGUGCUGUGACCGGUACCGCUGGUCUACUAUAUGGCGCCACCUCUGGUGUCUUGAAAUUACAUCGCCAUCCAGUCAUCCACUCGAUAUCAACCGGAGUCCACUGGUUUGCCUUUGGGACCUCGUUUUGGUGGUUAAGAAGCAACAUACUGAGGAUUCAAUUCGAAGAGAAUCCCACUUCGAAGGAGCGCGCGUACGCGAGUGCUGUUGCCGGAGGUGUCUCGGGCGGUGCCGUAACAUGGGCUAUUCACCGGCGUUUCAUCCCCGGCAUGGUGGUUUUUUCCCUUUUAGGCUACCUGGGGCAGCUAUCUUAUAACGUUGCCGAUAGAUGGCACACCCAGAUAGCAGGGCUCCCCAAAAAAUCAUUGGCAGAUCGUGUUGCCGAGUCAAAAUGGAUGCCCAUCAAAGUAUUAACAGAUGAAAAGUACAAGGCCAUGUUGAACGAAAAAUUGCUCGGUGUGGAAGUGGAGAUUGCUUUGAUCGAUGAUCGGAUCAGGGAGCUCCGUGAGUCCCAAUUAUCUGACAAGCAAUAGUUGAGCAUGUCCUAGCCGUCUGCCUAAGCAGAAUGGAGUGUGGACCUUAUCGAAAUAUGGGUUUCUGAUGCGGGCCUGAAAUGAAGCGCAUUGUGCCAUGGCCUCUGCAGUGGAGCUGCCCAUACAUAUCCCCAGAGCGGCCCGAAGUGUAUAAUAUUGAAAUUUAAUCAACAACUGGACUAUCUAUGCACACACGUAUGUAUAUGUAUGUAUGUAUGAGUCAACCUUUUUCAAGUUUUUUUCAUGUCAUUCCUGCGAGAAUCUAAAUUAUGUGAUUUUUUUC